Molecule: messenger RNA, 2362 nt
Organism: Gekko japonicus
Lineage: Eukaryota; Metazoa; Chordata; Lepidosauria; Squamata; Gekkonidae
Gene: CLCN4
Product: chloride channel, voltage-sensitive 4
Exons: 12
Coding region: 80-2362 (760 amino acids)
Biological process (GO): chloride transport; transmembrane transport
Cellular component (GO): early endosome; membrane; synaptic vesicle
Molecular function (GO): voltage-gated chloride channel activity
Source: RefSeq, a predicted model, not a curated record
UGCAGCCAUACCAGCGAAGAAAGGCUGCUGUCAGGACCUUUGAGGCUGAAUUAAAUGAUGUUACACUGCAGGUACUAAUAUGGUUAAUGCAGGAGACAUGAAUGGUUCUGGGAACUUGAUGGAUUUUUUGGACGAACCUUUUCCUGAUGUUGGGACAUAUGAAGAUUUUCAUACUAUUGAUUGGUUAAGGGAAAAAUCACGUGACACGGACAGACACAGAAAGAUUACAAACAAAAGCAAGGAGUCCAUAUGGGAAUUCAUCAAAAGUUUACUGGAUGCAUGGUCAGGAUGGGUUGUGAUGCUUCUCAUUGGACUGCUGGCAGGCACAUUAGCUGGAGUUAUAGAUCUAGCUGUGGACUGGAUGACAGAUCUAAAGGAAGGAGUCUGUUUAUCUGCAUUCUGGUAUAGCCACGAGCAGUGCUGCUGGACAUCUAAUGAAACAACAUUUGAUGACAGAGACAAGUGUCCUCAGUGGCAGAAAUGGUCUGAACUUCUAGUUAAUCAGUCUGAGGGUGCAAGCGCUUACAUUCUAAAUUAUUUUCUUUACAUUUUGUGGGCUUUAUUGUUUGCUUUCCUGGCUGUUUCCCUUGUCAGAGUAUUUGCUCCCUACGCCUGUGGUUCUGGAAUCCCAGAGAUAAAGACCAUCUUGAGCGGUUUCAUUAUUAGGGGUUACCUGGGCAAAUGGACCCUCUUAAUCAAAACAGUCACUUUGGUUCUGGUGGUGUCUUCAGGUCUCAGCCUUGGCAAAGAAGGGCCUCUAGUACACGUGGCUUGCUGUUGCGGCAACUUUUUCAGCAGCCUCUUCUCAAAGUACAGCAAGAAUGAAGGAAAAAGAAGAGAGGUGCUUUCAGCGGCUGCUGCCGCCGGCGUCUCUGUAGCCUUUGGAGCACCAAUUGGUGGCGUACUUUUUAGCCUAGAGGAGGUGAGUUAUUAUUUUCCCCUGAAGACUCUUUGGAGAUCAUUUUUUGCAGCCCUCGUUGCCGCUUUUACCCUGAGAUCCAUCAAUCCAUUUGGAAACAGUCGCCUAGUUCUUUUUUAUGUUGAGUAUCACACGCCUUGGUACAUGGCCGAACUUUUCCCCUUUAUUCUACUUGGAGUUUUUGGAGGCCUGUGGGGGACACUUUUCAUCCGAUGCAAUAUCGAAUGGUGCAGGAGACGCAAAACCACAAGGCUUGGGAAGUACCCAGUCUUAGAAGUCAUUGCAGUAACUGCUAUCACUGCUAUAAUUGCCUAUCCCAAUCCAUACACCCGGAGGAGCACCAGUGAGCUCAUCUCAGAGCUUUUCAAUGACUGCGGGGCUUUAGAGUCAUCUCAACUCUGUGACUACAUAAAUGAUCCUAAUAUGACUCGACCUGUGGAUGAUAUUCCUGACAGACCAGCUGGUUUUGGAGUAUACACAGCUAUGUGGCAGCUAGCCCUGGCUCUCAUCUUUAAAAUCAUCAUUACCAUAUUUACCUUUGGCAUGAAGAUCCCUUCAGGCCUAUUUAUACCCAGUAUGGCUGUAGGAGCUAUAGCUGGUAGAAUAGUUGGAAUUGGAGUGGAGCAGCUGGCUUAUCAUCAUCAUGACUGGAUCAUCUUCAGAAACUGGUGUAGACCAGGAGCCGACUGUGUUACCCCAGGACUUUAUGCCAUGGUGGGAGCUGCAGCCUGUUUAGGUGGAGUUACCAGAAUGACCGUCUCUCUUGUUGUGAUCAUGUUUGAGUUGACAGGAGGACUGGAGUACAUUGUACCUCUGAUGGCAGCAGCAGUAACAAGCAAAUGGGUAGCUGAUGCCUUUGGGAAAGAAGGGAUCUAUGAGGCACACAUACACUUGAAUGGGUAUCCCUUUCUGGAUGUGAAGGAUGAGUUUACUCACAGAACAUUGGCCACAGAUGUUAUGAGGCCUAGGCGUGGAGAGCCUCCUCUCUCUGUUCUGUCACAAGACAGUAUGACGGUGGAAGAUGUGGAGACAUUAAUCAAAGAGACUGACUACAAUGGCUUUCCAGUGGUGGUUUCUAAAGACUCAGAACGUCUCAUUGGUUUUGCACAGAGACGGGAGUUAAUUCUUGCAAUCAAGAAUGCAAGGCAGCGACAGGAUGGGGUAGUCAGCAACUCCAUUGUGUACUUCACUGAAGACCCUCCAGAACUUCCUGCAAAUAGCCCACAUCCACUGAAGCUCCGUCGCAUUCUUAAUCUGAGUCCCUUCACUGUCACAGACCACACACCAAUGGAAACAGUGGUAGACAUCUUUCGGAAACUUGGCCUCCGACAAUGUCUUGUCACUCGCAGUGGGAGGCUUCUGGGCAUCAUAACAAAAAAGGAUGUGUUAAGACAUAUGGCUCAAAUGGCAAAUCAAGACCCUGAAUCCAUCAUGUUUAACUAG